Messenger RNA from Xiphias gladius (swordfish), 3497 nucleotides. RefSeq names its product calcium binding protein 39 (gene cab39). Gene Ontology annotation, biological process: intracellular signal transduction. Lineage: Eukaryota; Metazoa; Chordata; Actinopteri; Istiophoriformes; Xiphiidae. The record is from RefSeq and is a predicted model, not a curated record. The transcript is spliced from 9 exons. Bases 417 to 1442 code for a protein of 341 amino acids. Gene Ontology annotation, molecular function: protein serine/threonine kinase activator activity.
CGGGUCAGGAGCAGAGGGGCGGUUCUCCUGUGCUGCCUGCUGGCUACAUUAACGAGCAUUAGCCUGUGUGAAAGACGGAUUUGGCCACCUGGCGAAGUUGAGGUGUGUUUACACUAUUGAAGCUGUAAGAAUGCACAACUCAGGUGCUUGAUUCACCAGUGAAAUAAGGGACAGGUUUAAUAUUUCAGCCCAGUCACUCGUGACAAAUCAUAUAUGAAUGGUGAACUGCACCUCCCACUUCGGCGUUGCUUGGUUUAUAUUCCUGGCCUCAGCGUUGCUUUCUAAAUGUGGACUCCCUGCCAAGACCUGAGAGAGAGAGUCUGACUGCUGGAGGGUUUGUGUUUAGAGCUUAGAGGAUCUCGGGAAGACAACAGGUGGACAGUCCGCUGCCUGGUUGCUCGUGGUAACUCUCCGCCAUGCCUUUCCCCUUUGGCAAGUCCCACAAGUCGCCGGCAGACAUCGUCAAGAACCUUAAGGAUAGCAUGACAGUGCUUGAGAAGCAUGACAUCUCUGACAAAAAGGCAGAGAAGGCCACAGAGGAGGUGUCAAAGAGCCUGGUGGCCAUGAAGGAGAUCCUAUAUGGGACUAAUGAGAAAGAGCCCCAGACCGAAGCAGUGGCCCAGCUAGCCCAGGAGCUCUACAACAGUGGCCUACUUAGCACCCUGAUAGCAGACCUGCAGCUCAUCGACUUUGAGGGUAAAAAAGAUGUUGCUCAGAUCUUCAACAACAUUUUGAGGCGUCAAAUUGGCACUCGGACACCCACGGUGGAGUACCUCUGCACCCAGCAGAAUAUCCUCUUUAUGUUGCUUAAAGGGUAUGAGUCUCCAGAGAUUGCCCUAAACUGCGGUAUCAUGUUGAGGGAGUGCAUCAGACAUGAACCACUGGCUAAAAUCACACUGUGGUCAGAGCAGUUCUAUGACUUCUUCAGAUAUGUGGAGAUGUCCACGUUCGACAUUGCCUCAGACGCAUUUGCCACUUUCAAAGACCUCCUCACAAGACACAAGCUACUGAGUGCAGAGUUUCUGGAGCAACAUUAUGACAGAUUCUUUAGUGAAUAUGAGAAGUUGCUCCACUCAGAAAACUACGUGACUAAAAGGCAGUCCCUCAAGUUACUGGGGGAGUUGCUUCUUGACCGGCACAAUUUCACCAUAAUGACGAAAUAUAUCAGCAAGCCAGAGAAUCUCAAACUAAUGAUGAAUCUGCUACGGGACAAAAGCCGCAACAUCCAGUUUGAGGCUUUCCAUGUUUUUAAGGUGUUUGUGGCCAACCCCAACAAGACGCAGCCCAUCCUUGACAUCCUGCUGAAGAACCAGACCAAACUCAUUGAGUUUCUCAGCAAGUUCCAGAACGACAGAACAGAGGAUGAACAGUUCAAUGAUGAAAAGACUUACCUGGUCAAACAGAUCCGGGACCUCAAGAGGCCUGCCCCACAGGAGGCCUGAGGAAAGUGCAGACGUGGGGGGGAGGAGCCACCAGGACCAUGUCUGGAACACAUCCAGACAACAUCUGCUUAACGGAUCCAUCAGCAGCUGCUGUUCUGGUUUCUGUACAAAAAUCGAGGAAACAAAUGAAAAACCGACGAAAUACAAACGUACCCAUAUCAACUCAUCAGGAAGUCGCCAGCUCCUCUGCUCCUCAUAGAACAUUUGAUUUUUUUUUUUUUUUCUUUUUCAGUCUUUUUCCUUCAAAAGAAAUGAGAGAAAAUAAUAGAUGCUGCUGCUUUCUUGCACAUUGAGACAUGUUAAGUAUAUUAAAAUGACACAACAGUCCAUCAAACAUAGUGACAGAAUAUGUCUGUGCAUUUUAAGUAAGGCAGACUUCCUGAUAGACACCAAGGAUCAAAAAUAGACACAAGUUUACACGCGUAUAUGUAUUACAUUAAAAGAAAAACAUGCAUACACACUUACUGGAAGAAUAUCAGCUAAAACCUUGUGAUGGAAAUGGUACGAGCAAGUUGAACAUUGGUGUGUUUGUAGCAUGCCUUGAAAUGUGACAGAUCCAAGGCUGUACCCGGCGUCGACUCUGUGAUGGCCUGCCCAGUCUGGCUCCCAUGUUCAGUGCCACAGACUCGGAAAUGCACGUACAUCACAGCAACCGCUACAGUUCGCAUCUAUGCCUUCAUCCAAUAAAGCAACAGUGGUUCAUUUAACCGAUUUGUGGGGACAAGCUCUCAGAUGCCAUCACACAGAACCAUUUACCUCCUGUGCGCUUUGUUACGACACAGCACUUGAAGCACAUGAGGAAAGGAGGGAGGGAUGCAAGGUAUGAAUUUGGCAAAGCCUGAGAGUUGGGUCUCUUGAUUAUUUUCUGGAACAGGGUGAACAUGUACAUAUGCCUUUUUUUUUUUUUUUUUGCUUUGUAGAUUUUUGUUUAACCUUGACAUAUGAAUAUAUAUUAUAUAUAUAUUACCUGAAACAUCACGUUUUUGGUUAAUUGUAAUCAAAUUACUUUCUAAACCAUAAAAGAAACAACAAACAACUUAAAUGACAUUGUUUUUGCAUUUCAUUUUACUGCUGAAAUGGUUGCUGGUGGGUUUCUUUGUACAUAACUUAAAGGGCCAGCUCACAUUUAGCUAACCUAUAGGAUAUUAACAAUUUGUACAGCAGAGGAAUGUCAUGGUAUUAGCUCUGGAUCUGUUAAUCCUCUUUUUAUUCUCCAUCUACAUUUUGAGUAUCUCUCAGACGGCUGCAGGAUUGUGAGCAGUGCAGAAGGGGAGGGAGGGGAUUGAAAGAGUAUUAACUGAAAAAUUAAAGCUUGUGUGUUUGUGCACUUUGUGAUGCACUGAGCGAUCAACAUCACCUAACUGGAGUCGAGGACUGGGGAGCCCGCCCCCCUCCUCAAUUUCAUUAACUUGUUGGGGUUUUUUUUUUUUUGGGGUGUUUUCUCUCCCUCAUUCUCACCACUUGGCUGGUGGCCUGGAAGUGCUGUGUGGCCCCACAGUGAGUGUGCUUCAGGGGUGAGCUCAUCAGGACAUAGACAACUUGCCACAUCAUUUUACUUUCCCCCCUCUCUUCAUGUUUGAGCCGUUCUCUUCGGAGGGUUGAUAAUUCCAGUACAAUUAUGAGUGUAAAGCAUUGUGGGUAGCAGAGUACUUAGGGCAUGUCGGAUAGUCCUCACGGUGCUGAGCAAAACUGAUGAAACCACAGAUUUGUUACUUUACAGUGACUGACACGGUCCCUGCAAUUGGACAUAUUUAUACAUUCAAACAGGCUAAUAAAAACCAUCUCAGUGCAGACAUCAGCUCUACUCAGAUAGCCCACAGUUCCUCCAUGCGCACUGAACAUGCAUGUUCCUCCACUGGCUGUGCAUGAUGCUGUACUAAAGAUGUUGUACUGGAAUUGUUUCUUUUUUCCAAAUAUUUAACAACAUUGAAAUGUCAAACUGAACUCUUGGCUAUGUGGCUGUAUGCUGACUUUGACUCCAGUUUCAGCAUAGAGUGUGUGGGUGCUUUCAGAAGUGUCAAAGGCCUGGGCCCUGCAAUCAAAAUAAAGAAAAAA